CAAUAUAUUUAUAUAAGAAGAAGAACCGGAAAAUUAGCAUCGGACAACUAAACAUCUCAGUUCAGUAAAAAGCUUGAAGCAAAAUGAUAGUGUUGUAUAUUUUGUGUAUUUUAUCAUGUAGCUUUAUCGUAGAAUGUAAAAAGUUUCGCGCAGACUAUAAAUACCAUAAAGAGGUCGACGGAUGGCUGAAACUCCAUCAGGUGCCGGCAAACUGGUUCGAUGCCCGACUCAGGUGCACGAUGGAAGGAGCGACUCUGGCAUCUCCUUUGAACCUGAACAUGAUGUCCACCAUGUCCUCGGUGAUGAAGGGGAAGGUCAACACGGUUUUCACGGGUAUCCACGCCAUCUUCUCCCGGGGAGACUUCUACUCCAUAGAAGGAGUGCCUCUGUCCAGGAUUCCAGCCAGCUGGGAGCCAAACGAGCCUGAUAACCAAGACGACAGCGAGAGCUGCAUCGUCAUGAGAAGAAACGAACGCGUGGCUGAUGUCAGGUGCAGUGACGUGUACCAUUACAUCUGCUACAAGAAGAAUGAUCCUAACAUGAACGGCCAGAACGAGUGUGGAACUACUGAUCACGGCUACAAGCUGGACCAGCGGACGAACCAAUGCUACAAGUUCCACAAUCUCGGGCAGACCUGGUCUCGAGCCUUCAUGACCUGUUCCGCUGAGGGAGCCUACCUGGCCAUCAUCAACAGCGAAAUAGAGGCUUCAGUUCUCAAAGACCUCUAUGGAAAGUUCCCUGAUGGAGUCAUCUACGCCAAACAUAAGGGUAUAGCCGCUAUUGGCUUCCACGAUUGGCAUGAGCGGGCAUCGAACGUAUGGAUUACUAUUCAUGGUCAAACCCUCAAGGAGGCCGGUUACUCGACCUUCGAACAGAACCAGCCUGACAACGCGACCACUGGAGAGUUCUGCGGAAGUAUAUUUCGAUCAGCUCGCCUCAACGACCUGUGGUGCAAUGACCCCGUCCCCUUCAUCUGUGAGAUGACCCCUGGCACCUUAUUCGACAGUGAAGGCUGAGAUGCCUUAUUAGUUUAAAUUAUUACAACAAUUAUUUUGUC
Molecule: messenger RNA, 1057 nt
Organism: Pectinophora gossypiella (pink bollworm)
Lineage: Eukaryota; Metazoa; Arthropoda; Insecta; Lepidoptera; Gelechiidae
Exons: 6
Coding region: 84-1016 (310 amino acids)
Source: RefSeq, a predicted model, not a curated record